Molecule: messenger RNA, 453 nt
Organism: Ostertagia ostertagi
Lineage: Eukaryota; Metazoa; Nematoda; Chromadorea; Rhabditida; Trichostrongylidae
Source: the annotation of a GenBank genome assembly
AUGUUCAAAAAUACGCGUCCUGCUGUCGGUGGAGUGGGCAUGCGACUGAUGCAAAAAAUGGGCUGGAGGCCUGGUGAAGGCCUAGGCCCAGAUGGUAUGGGUCAUUUGGAACCGUUGCUACUGGAUGUGAAAAAUGAUAGGAAAGGUCUGAUCGCGCAAGAAGACUUCAAAAUAACGCAGUCCAAAAAUGAUGUCUCAGUCACAAAGCAUCCAGUUUCAAUGCUCAUGGAAUUAUGUGCUAAGCGUAAGUGGUCAGCACCAUCCUUCAUACAUCAUGAAAACGGCCCAUCAAAUAAUCGGGAAUUCCGGUGCACGGCCGUUGUAAAUGGUAAAGAAUAUCAAUCGAAUGUCGUCACUCGCAGUAAAAAGGACGCGAAGUCUGUAGCAUGUCAGAUCGUUCUACAAUCUCUUGGCCUCGUACCCCCCGAUCCAAAGUUGCCAGUCAUUAUUUGA